GCCAAGCUGCGAGCCGCUUUGGAGAAUGCUUUGGCCGAGCUAGACAAGGACGACGAGAGGGAAGCCAAAAGAAGGAAGACAGCCAAGACAGUAGAGUUAGUUGACUUGACCACGGAAGAACCACAGGCAGUGGUUUGCAGGCAGAGCAGCCAAGACAGCCUAGACAGCAGCCAGACAGCUAGAGGAGUCAAGAGGCAGGCUAGCUUUCACACACCUUCGCCGAAGAAGCGUCUGUUCAGUCCUGACAGCAAGGGUAGAGACAGCCAGAGCCCAGGCAGCCAGAGCCCGGGCAGCCAGAGCCCAAGCAGCCAGAGCCCAGACAGCAACCCUGUGCAAAAGAGAAAGAUAGAACAGCUCAAAAAGACCUUAGGCCAAGGCAGUCCAGUCUACUACCGGCUAGACUACCUUUGGGGCAAGGCAGCAGAGGCAGAGGCCAAGCCCGGCCUUUCGCCAGACACAGCUAGUGACAGACAGAAACAGCAGCAAGCUGAGAACAUGCAAAACCUGCAGCAGAAAGCCAGCCAAGCAGUGGAAAAGCUCGAACUGGAGCCAGCUCUUGGAGUUCUUAAAAAGAGACGGGGAGGCAGACCGCUAGGCAGUAAGCAGAAGACGAAAGCGGUGCCGCAUCUUCGCAAGAAACGAUGUGAUGUGACAGCCAGAGGCAAGCUUUCCAUGAUGGAAGAGCUAGACAGAGCAGCUGUAACUCACAAAAGCAAAACUGCAGCCAGGCAGCAUGUCAUGAGGCAGUAUGGUGUGAGCAAUUCUUUUUGCUUCAACCUGCAAAAAGACUAUCACAGACAGAAAGUCACCAACUUUCUCGCCAGCACGGGGCGAGGACACAGUGCCAGACAGGCAGGCAGCCAUUUGGGUCUCGUGCACCUCGUCAGCAAGUCAAAUGGCCGAAGACUGCCUGACCCAGGCAAAGUGCUGGGUAGGCCAGACUUUCUCCUGCCAGUCUGGUCUGAGACCCGUGCUUGGGCCUUGAAUGAGGAAGCCAGCCAGCACGUCCUGACGAACGAAGACGUGCUGAUGGACUUCCAAGAAAGGCUCGACAAAGCCAUUGCAGUCAGGCAGGCAGAAAAGGAAAAGGGUCUUCUUGACCAGACAGGUGAGAAGGAGCUGGCAGCCAUGACGCAAAAGAAAGCCACGCUAGCCAGCAAGCCAAAGCAGAGGAGCAAGUACCAGAUCCUGCUCCUGGCAAAGUGCGGUCUUCGAAACAGAUCCUGCCAACAGACAGCCAACCUGAGCAAGGAGGAUGAGAAAGCCAGGCUAGACUUGUCCUGGCGACUCUGGGACUUGCUUUUGGAACAGGCAGCCAGCAAGACACCACAGCCAGACUUGCCUGUAGCAAGCCCAGAGCAGUGGACGACAAAGCGAGCAGAGACAGCCAUCACCAUGUCAGACCAAGUACCUGCUUGGCUCAAGCCAACGCCAGGGAAGGCGUUGACAUCGGUGGUGCGCUUGAAGCUAGCCAGCGAGCAAAGCAAGGCAGCGCAGAACUUCUUUGCGCCAGACAGACAGCCAGUGGGUGUCGUUAUGCCCACGAUACUUGUCACAUACGGCAAACACUGCAGACUUGAAAACAUCAGCCAGGAAGGCACGUGGAUCAAGUCCGAGUGCUUCCAGGUAGGCAGCCAGACAGUCAGGAGAAGGGCAGGCCAGCGAGUGCCAGGACAGGUCAUGCGCACUUGGCGCAAACUGCGACAGACCCAGCCACACCUGUUUGAUGGCAGUGUCAGGGUGUGGUGCCAGCCAGCCGCAGUGGUAGAUAGCGUGAUUUACAGAUGGCAGCUAGAGCUCGAGUCAGAAGAGCACAGCCAGGCAGUGCAGCUCGUCGACAUGUUCGGCGGAGCAUGGACGACGGAGUCCAUGCACGCCGCUGCACUCCUGCAGCGAGCUCAGACAGGCAUUGCAGCCGGGUGCACCGGCUUGACCCAGGUGACAGACAUCGGGUUCGCCCAGCCAGCCAAGGCAGCUCUCAAAAGGUGGCAGGAAGACUUGAAGCAGCGCAUGCGAGAGAAAGCCAGACAGCAAAAGGUGCAGUGCACCUAUAAGACAGGCCCGGCAGACAUUCUGGAGGCAGCUAGACAGAUGCACGCCAGGAUGGUGCAGUUGAAUGAGACAGAGAAGACAGUCCUUCGCUGCAUGCGGCAGGGAGGCUGGUUCCACUUCCGUCCAGACAGUGAAGGCAGGCUUCAGGACUGUGGCAGCCAGGAAUGGUGUCUGGACUUCCCUGAAGGCAAUGCCAAGCUAGGCAGCGACCACCUCAGAGACAGGUCUCGUUGGGUGGACAAGACAGGCAAGGUGCUUCCGUGGACAGAGGCAGACAGCAAGACAUUUGAUGAAUCCAAUGCAUUCGAACCCGAGUCUACGUACCUGCUUGGCCAGACAGACAUACACUUGAGCUUCCGAGCGAAGCCCAAUCUCCUUGCUCAGUCAGAAAGAGAGCUCAGAGAGGUCAUUCUGAGACAGGUCCACCCGAACGAGAGGAGACGGCUUUUCCAGGAACAGGUGGACCAGACAACCAGCCAGACAAAGACAGACAGGCAGCAGAGAAAGGAAAAAAGGAUCAAGAACGCGAAGCAAGACAGAAAGAGGCGCAAACUUUUGAAAGAAUGGAGACAGCAGCAAGCCAGCAAGACAAAGAAGCAGGCUCUGCAGUCUGUCGUGCCCAAAGUGGGCCAGAAAAAGAAGAAGAAGGCAGACAGAAAGAAGCCCAGCCAGGUCAAGAAGCAGCAAAAGAAAGACCAGGCGAAGAAGGCUCAAAGACGGGCAGCCGAGCCAGGCAGUGAGGGACACUUGCAUGGCAAGCAAGCUCGAGUGAUCGGUGACCUGGCUCCGCUGCUGGGCAAGAUCGUGGUGUGUGGAAAGCAGACAGACAGCCAAGUCCUGAUCAAUGCUGAUGGAGUUCAUGAAUGGGUCAGCCACACAGACAUUACGCUGGACGUCAGAGACAGACAGUUUCCGCUGGUUUUGGAUUUGGAGUCUUUCCCCAGUGCUGCAGCCAGCGAGGAAGCGGCAGCCAGUGCAAAAGAUUUGCGGCUUUACAAGCACGAAGACCUGCUGACAGACAGCCAGCUCGAAGCUGGCAUCAGGGAGAUGGCAUACCGACUCUCCCAUGGAGCAGAGCCAGCCAGCCUGUGUGUUUUGCGGCCAGCAGAGGCCAAGCAACUUAUCCAGACACAUACACUCAAGGCAGCAGCAAAGACAGCUAUGGACAGCCAGGCUGGUUUGGUCUUGGCAGUCGUGCAAAGCCAGCCUCCGAGACACUGGUCCUUGCUGGUGGUCGAGACAGUCAGAGACAGCCCCGAAGCGAAGGUCAGGUACUAUGACACGUUGCCCGGUGAGGCAGCCUACAAGGAAGCCAGUGCAGUUUUGAAGGUGCUGCUGCAGACAGCCAAGAAACAGGCCCAGCCUUUGCCUGCGCCAGUCAGUCUGCUCAGACAGACAGACGGCUUCUCGUGCGGCCUCUGGGUCUUGCUGUAUAUGGAGCAGGAGUGGCGGCGGUGGAUGGGUGAGGCCCCGCAGCCACUUGUGAAAGACCUGCCAGCCAGAAGCAGCCAGCUGAACCGCUGGAUUCAGCUGCUGCUGCGAGGCAAAGAGCUAGCCAGACAGAAAGAGAGGCAGCAGCAAGACAGCCAGACAGCAGGAGACACCAUCGUUUUUGGCUGUGCCCACUGCAGUUUUGCUCUGAGUGGCUGCCUUCGCUGCAACAGAACGCAGUUUUUGAAGUAUAUGAGUAACCAGGCACAAAAAAAGGCAGAGGAGGCAGCAAAGGCACCCGAGGCCCAGGCCAAGACCAAGGCCAAGGCCAAAGCAAAGGUGAAGGCUCUUGGAAAGCCAGGCAGCUCAGGAGCCAUCUCGUGCACAACUAAUUAA
Messenger RNA from Symbiodinium sp. CCMP2592, 3879 nucleotides. The record is from the annotation of a GenBank genome assembly. Lineage: Eukaryota; Dinophyceae; Suessiales; Symbiodiniaceae.